This is a messenger RNA of Chrysochloris asiatica (Cape golden mole), 1407 nucleotides long. RefSeq names its product aldehyde dehydrogenase 3 family, member B1 (gene ALDH3B1). The transcript has 9 exons. NCBI's taxonomy places the organism in Eukaryota, Metazoa, Chordata, Mammalia, Afrosoricida, Chrysochloridae. Gene Ontology annotation, molecular function: aldehyde dehydrogenase (NAD+) activity. Gene Ontology annotation, cellular component: cytoplasm. Bases 1 to 1407 code for a protein of 468 amino acids. Gene Ontology annotation, biological process: aldehyde metabolic process. The record is from RefSeq and is a predicted model, not a curated record.
AUGGACCCCUUCGCGGACACGCUGCGACGGCUGCGGGAAACCUUCCGGUCUGGACGGACUCGAGCUGCCGAGUUCCGAGCCGCACAGCUCGAGGGCCUGGGCCGCUUCCUGCGGGACAACAAACAGCUUCUACAGGACGCGCUGGCCCAAGACCUGCACAAGUCGGCCUUUGAGUCGGAGCUGUCUGAGAUCCGAAUCAGUCAGGACGAGAUUAAGCUGGCUCUCAGGAACCUUCGGGCCUGGAUGAAGGAUGAGAAAGUGCCCAAAAACCUGGCCACCCAGCUGGAUUCGGCCUUCAUCCGUAAGGAGCCCUUCGGCCUGGUCCUCAUCAUCGCCCCUUGGAACUACCCCGUGAACCUGACGCUGGUGCCCCUGGUGGGUGCCCUGGCCGCAGGGAAUUGUGUGGUGCUGAAGCCCUCAGAGGUUAGCAAGAGUGUUGAAAAGGUCCUGGCUGAGGUGUUGCCCCAAUACCUGGACCAGAGCUGCUUCUCCGUGGUACUGGGCGGACCCGAGGAUAUGGGGAAGGUGCUGGAGAACAAGUUUGACUACAUCUUCUUCACAGGGAGCCCUCGCGUGGGCAAGAUUGUCAUGACCGCCGCGGCCAAGCACCUGACUCCCAUCACGCUGGAGCUGGGGGGCAAGAACCCUUGCUAUGUGGACGACAACUGCGACCCUCAGACCGUGGCCAACCGCGUGGUCUGGUUCCGAUACUUCAACGCCGGUCAGACCUGUGUGGCCCCUGACUACGUCCUGUGCAGCCGCGAGACGCAGGAGCGACUACUGCCCGCUAUUCAGAGCGCCAUUACCCGCUUCUAUGGGGAUGACCCCAAAGGCUCCCCCAGCCUGGGCCGCAUCAUUGGGGAGAAGCAAUUCCACCGGCUGCAGGGCCUGCUGAGCUGUGGGCGCGUGGCCAUCGGUGGCCAGAGCGACGAGAGUGAGCGAUAUAUCGCCCCCACAGUGCUGGUGGACGUACAGGAGACAGAGCCAGUGAUGCAGGAGGAAAUCUUCGGGCCCAUCCUGCCCAUCGUGACCGUGAGGGGCCUGGACGAGGCUGUGGACUUCAUCACCCGGCGCGAGAAGCCCCUGGCACUUUAUGCCUUCUCCAACAGCAGCCAGGUGGUAAAACAGGUGCUGGCGGGGACUAGCAGUGGUGGCUUCUGUGGGAACGACGGCUUUAUGCACAUGGCGCUCUCUAGCCUGCCCUUUGGAGGAGUGGGUGCCAGUGGGAUGGGCAGGUACCACGGCAAGUUCUCCUUUGACACCUUCUCCCACCACCGCGCCUGCCUGCUGCGCCCACCUGGCCUGGAGAAAAUCUACUCCCUUCGAUACCCUCCCUACUCACCCCGCAACCUGAGAUUACUGCUGAUGGCUAUGGAGACCCGGAGCUGCAGCUGCACCCUGCUCUGA